This is a messenger RNA of Cydia strobilella, 2361 nucleotides long. Its product is annotated as zinc finger protein 660-like. Gene Ontology annotation, molecular function: DNA-binding transcription repressor activity, RNA polymerase II-specific; RNA polymerase II cis-regulatory region sequence-specific DNA binding. Gene Ontology annotation, biological process: regulation of transcription by RNA polymerase II. The record is from RefSeq and is a predicted model, not a curated record. NCBI's taxonomy places the organism in Eukaryota, Metazoa, Arthropoda, Insecta, Lepidoptera, Tortricidae. Gene Ontology annotation, cellular component: nucleoplasm. Bases 297 to 1949 code for a protein of 550 amino acids. The transcript is spliced from 3 exons.
AAAGUUUUGAGGUUAUAUAUAAUUUGUAUUUUGUGGACUUUGUGGUCAAUAAAUUCAAUACAUUGUUGUUAGAUUUUAUAUCAGCGAUUUACAUAAAACUAACGAAUAAUGUAGCCUGUAUGAUCUGUGAUACUCGUAUUCUUGAUUUUUGACCUAAAAAUCCGUAAAGAUGACGAUACCAAGGCUCAAGGCUUAUAAUAUAAAUAAUACUUGGUUGGUUCGGGUUUUUGUCAAAUAAAUAGCCGGGCUACUCAGUCUUGUUUUCGAUAUCAGAGGUGUACAUUAACCACAUUGACAUGGAACUAGAAAAUGCAACCAUAAAGAUGGAACCGGAAGAAACCUAUGUGAAGACUGAGCCUGAAGAAUUGUGUGAAAAUAUACAUCCCAGCAUAGCUACUGUGAAAGAGGAGCCUUGCGAGGACAGUACAGAUGUUGAUACGAGUCACACAUAUGCAUGGAACAGUUCUUAUGCAACACAAGAGACUAAAGAGACAGUGUGUGUAAUAACCAAGCCCGGAACUGUGAAGGUGGAGCCCUUUAGCAAGGACAGUACUCCAUCUACGAGCCAGACAAUCACAGCCAACCCUUAUACCCAUGAAGUCAUAGAAACAGUGUAUGUUACAGAGCCCAGAGUGAAGGUUGAGCCAUUGUGCCAUGAGAGUACUCAGCCUUCUACAAGUCAGGCCACAUGGACCAGUGCUUAUGUCCAUAAAGUCAAGGGAGAGGCAGAAUUUGUAACAGAGCCUGGCCUACAUAUAAAAAAGGAGAUAGAAGACAAUGAAAAUAUGUGUGCGAGUGAAGCAACCGCAUGGGAUAAGCUUUAUGAGAAACAUGAGGUUAAGGAGGAGGUUGUGCUAAGUCUUGAAUCAAUUCACCGGCCUUAUGCUGCCUCUAAACUAACAGAGAUGCAGACCAAAGCAGAGGAAAUGGCGCCGGAUGGGAACUGCCCCGACAAGCCAGAAUUACUUGAAAUAGAGCAUAGCCUUCAAUAUUACAUGUGCCCUCAAUGUGACUACACAACAAAUGACAGGAAGAGUUUGAGGACACAUUUAAACACUUUACACACUACAACAUUAAUCCACAACUGCAAUCUCUGUAGUUACUCUACUCCUAAUAAAAUAUAUUUAAAACGGCAUCAAAUCGUACACACCGGUAAAAAAAAAUUUAAGUGUAGUUAUUGUGAUUUUUCGUGUCAACGUAAAUCAGAUGUAAAAAAGCAUGAGAUGACUCACACUGGAGAGAAACCCUUCAGAUGUAGAAAUUGUGAUUAUCAGUGCAAUCGGAAAGGAAGCUUACUCAUCCAUGAGAGGGCACACACAGGGGACAAGCCUUAUCAGUGCAGCGAAUGCGAUUACAAAUGUACACGAAAAGAUAGCUUACAAAGACACCAGGUACUACACGCCAGUGAAAAACCGUUUGAAUGCGACCUCUGCGAUUUCAAGUCCUAUCAAAAAGCAAGCCUGCGAAUACACCGAAUGAUACACACUGGAGAGAAGAGUUUUGCAUGUAGCUACUGCGAUUUUAUAUCCAGGCAUAAAUACACUCUACAGACUCAUGAGAUGAGACACACUGGGGAGAAACCAUUCGAGUGCAACAACUGCGACUACAAGUGCAGGCGGAAAUCAGAUUUACGAAAACACCAGACAACACAUUCGGAUGAAAAGCCUUUCAAAUGCAGCGAAUGUGAUUACGCGUGCCGCCAAAAAUCAGACUUACUCAAGCACCGGAAACGAUACGCUGGCGAUAAAAUGUUCCAAUGUAACCACUGCGACUACAAGUGUAGUCGUAAUCGUGAUUUACGAAAACACCAGACUUUACACACGGAGGCGCAGGUCACACAGAUGUUAAAAUGUGACCAUUGCAAUUAUGAAACUCUGCAUAAAUACGCUUUGCAAACACACCUGAAUACAUUGCACGUUGAUAAAAAGUCCACCUCCUUAGUUGAGUAAAUUAUUCGUGCACUGAAACAACGCUUCCAAAACUUGUAAAAAACAUACAUGUGUUAAAAGAGGGCGCAGCCAUAGUUUUUACGAAGAGAGACGCCGAUUUACGCCGAGUUACCACUGGUAAGAACUUGGUGGUAACUAGUGGAAAUAACCCGUGUAGACAAUAUUUAAAUGUUCAAUAAUAUGAUAACAUUGAGCUGUCUACUGAUGCAGUCGAAAGGAAAUAUAUGUGAAAACGUAGCCAAAGUUGCGAGUUUGGGCUUAUUAGUCUCGAAGAGGAAUAGAUAAACGUGCCAAGGAUGGGAGGUGACACAAUCAGUAAUAAAAGGAUAUAAUUAUUAUGUUGACAGUAACUGGUUUUAACAUUAUUUAUUUAUUGUUAGGGUUUAAUAUAAAUACAAUACCUGUCAACUUU